Ochlerotatus camptorhynchus is the source of this 1499-nucleotide messenger RNA. It is a transcript of the gene tin, whose product is annotated as tinman. Bases 178 to 1446 code for a protein of 422 amino acids. Gene Ontology annotation, cellular component: nucleus. Lineage: Eukaryota; Metazoa; Arthropoda; Insecta; Diptera; Culicidae. The transcript is spliced from 3 exons. Gene Ontology annotation, molecular function: DNA-binding transcription factor activity, RNA polymerase II-specific; RNA polymerase II cis-regulatory region sequence-specific DNA binding. The record is from RefSeq and is a predicted model, not a curated record. Gene Ontology annotation, biological process: cell differentiation; regulation of transcription by RNA polymerase II.
CUUGAUCUCAUGAAUGUGAGAGCAGCAAGUGCGAAAUCAGUCGAAGGAGGCAAUGAAGUGAUCAAUCACGAGUGGAAUUCCAAAACGAAAAUUCUGUGCCUACUUGAAUCGGAUUGACGGCAGUGCAAUUUGUGUCGAAGAAAAAGGAUUAGAACCGAUUCCGGAAGUGGAGGGGAAAUGUUACAACAGGGAUAUUACGAUGUCGUGCAGGCACAUUCGGAAGUGUCGUCGGGAAGUGAAUCGAACAACAAUACUCCGUUUUCGGUGAAAGAUAUUCUCAACCUGGUGGACCAAAAUGCUGCGGCGGCAGCUGCGGCCGCUGCAGAAGCGGAUUAUCUAGGAUGUUCCUUGGAAAGUUCGUCAACUUCACAUUUGGGAUUAUCCUAUCCCGGUUAUGAGACCUCAUACCCUCCCCACAACGACCCAUAUCAGAUGAUACCGCACGGGUACAUUCCUGCAUCACACCAUCACCACGACUACUCGAACUAUAGCCCGUCACCCAGCACUUGUUACGACUAUAACUCCGUUUCCGCACCUCCACCGCACUACCACCAUCAUCCGUUACCAUCCUACAGCUCAUACCAUCAUCAUUCGUCCUCCAUGAUAAACGGAGCUGCUGCGGGAAUGAGUUCCAGCAGCAGCCAUUCUGACCUCGAGAUGUCCUUGGGAGUGGUUGUGGAUUCGAAAGAAUGCUCCUUCCAAAUCGAAGAUGUCCGAUCUACGAACCCAGCAGCAAUGAGCGGUAUUGAAUUGGAUACAAACUCAAUCAACACUGAAUCAACCCUGGAUGAUGGAACCCAAAACAGCCCUCAGACGUCAACAGUGAAGAUGAAGGACAAUGCCAGUUUCCAAACUACACAAAGUAGCACAAAUCGUGUCACCUCUGAGCACGUCCAAGAGCUUGACAGCCUCUGCCAGAUGAGCGCUGGUCAGGAGGAGGCAACGCAAAAAGAAUGCAACACCCAACUGGUAACGUCAUCACGUUGUGAACUUCGCAAAAAUGGAAAACUGCGGGCGAAACGGAAACCACGCAUCCUUUUUUCCCAAGGACAGGUGCUGGAGUUGGAACGAAGAUUCCGUCAGCAGCGGUACCUGUCCGCUCCGGAACGGGAAACGCUGGCAGGAAUCUUGAAGCUUACUCCCACACAGGUCAAAAUCUGGUUCCAAAACCGUCGAUACAAAUCCAAACGGAUACAGAUUGAGAAUGCAACUGCUGCAAAAGAAGCCGCCAGCAAGGAAGCCGAGAAGAGCAAGAAUGUGUCCACCGAAUUUAUCGACGGGGCUGUUGGAGGAUAUUCGAAUGGAUUUAGUGCGAUGGGUCCUGUAUCAGCCGUGGUGCCUCAGCCUCCCCCUCCUCCCCCGUAUCCCACCUAUGGCAUACAGUACAGUAGUGACCAGUAUGGACCACCCCCGAAUCCGUACUAUGAUCAGAAGGGAUAUUGGUAGCGGCGGUAAUGGGUAGCUUUAAAUUGUGUACAUACAAGUGCUUUAAUUGAAUA